GGCGGCAGCAGUACCGGCGGUGAAGAAGAGAGCAGUGACGACGAGAACGUCUGCGUCCGGUGCCGGGCCGAGUUGCCCGGCGUCGAUCAGCUGACCGCGCACAAGCCGCGUUGGUGCGCUCCCUGCGCCGACCGCCGCGCCAUGGGCCUGCCGGCCAUCCAGACCAGCAUUCGCGGCCAGUGCGUGGGCGCGGACGACCCCCGCGCCGAGGGCAUGGCCGAUGACGACUCCCCGGGCAGCGUGUCCCUGGGCCCCUUGCCGCCGACGCACGUGGCCCUCGAGGCCCUCCAGAGCACCAAAGUGGCCGUGGCGCAGUUCGCCUACGGCACGGGGGCGCCCGCAGAGCUGGCCGCACUGCACGAGGCGCUGCUCGCCUUGCAGCAACAACAGGUGGUGCAGCUGCACAUCAUCCAGCAGCUACAGGCGUACGUGGGUGCAUCGCCGGCGCCGCUGCCGGUGAACCUGAGCCGCCCGGACGCCGAGGCCCCGCCGCCGUCGCCUCGGGCGCCCAGAUCGGGCCCAAGCCCGGAGUGCCGGGCAGAGCCGCUGCUCGCUGGAGUGCGGGAGACGCCGCCGCCGCCCAACACCCGACCCAAGGAGUCCGCGCCGCAGCCGGACGGGGUGGACCGCCUGGCGCUGCCGCCGGCCGAGUCGUCGGCGGAGCCGCUGGCCGAACCCCUGGCCCAGCCCAAGGUCGAGCCGCUCGCGGCCGGCCUCGUCACGCCCCCGACGGCGCCGCCGCCCCCCGACGAGCCCAACACGCUGGAGCUGCUGCAACGGCACACGGAGAAGGCGCUCCAGGAAACCAUGAGCGGUGGCUCGUUCCUGCUCAACGGGCUGGGCUCGCCGGACUCGUCGCGGCUACGCAGGAAAGGUGACGCCCGGCCGGACGAGGCCUACCUGCGCCACAGGUGCCGCUUCUGCGGAAAGGUGUUCGGCAGUGACAGCGCCCUGCAGAUCCACAUUCGCUCGCACACGGGAGAGCGGCCCUUCAAGUGCAACGUGUGCGGCAAUAGGUUCUCCACCAAGGGAAACCUGAAGGUGCACUUCCAGCGGCACCGGGCCAAGUACCCCCACGUGCGCAUGAACCCCAACCCGGUUCCCGAGCACCUGGACAAGCACUUCCCGCCGCUCGAGCCCCCCGGGGACCGCAGCCCGACGUCGCCCUCGGCGCCGCCGCCGCCUUCCUCGUCGCCGCCGCCGGGGCCCCACUCGCUGGCCAGGGCCCUGGCUGUCGUCUCGUCUAGGGGCGACGAAGCGGCGGCAGGCUUCAGCGGGCUCUCCAACUCGCGGACCCGGAGCACCUCGCCCUGCCACGAAACGAGCGCCUCCAACGUGACCACGUCGGCGGGGUCUCCGGAACCCGACGACGACGCGGCGCUCAGUCUCAAGGCGGAGCCCGAGGACUACCCGGAGGAGGACCGCGGCUCGGACGAAGAGCACGACUCGGGCUCCUCGGCGGAGGACUACCCGGGCGGCUUCCUCGCCGGCGGGACGUCGUUCUCGGAGCCCGCGGUGCCCCUUCACGCCGACCCUGCCUUUUACCAGGACCUGCUGCCCAAGCCCGGAAGUAACGACAACUCGUGGGAGACUCUGAUGGAAGUGACACGACCGUCGGAGACCUCCAAGCUUCAGCAGCUCGUGGACAACAUUGAGCACAAGCUGAGCGACCCGAACCAGUGCGUCAUCUGCCAUCGGGUGCUGAGUUGCCGCAGCGCCUUGCAGAUGCACUACCGGACCCACACGGGCGAGCGGCCCUUCCGCUGCAAGAUCUGCGGACGUGCCUUCACCACCAAGGGCAACCUGAAGACGCACAUGGGCGUGCACCGCGUCAAGCCGCCGCUCAGGGUGCUCCACAAGUGCCCCGUCUGCCACAAGCAGUUCACCAACUCGCUGGUGCUCCAGCAGCAUGUCCGGAUGCACGGCGCCGACGCGGCGGUUCCGCAGCACGGCCCGCCCCGGGACGCGUCGCCCGCCAAGACCGGCUCGCCGCAGCCGUGUGCUUCUCCGCCGGGGUCGCCACCGCCGCCGCCGCCGCCGCCGCCGCCGCAGUGUGACCCGCAGUGCGGGUCGGCGUCGCCACAGCCUGCACCGCACCACCCGCCGCAGCAGCAGCCCCUGCUGCGACCGCUGAGCCCCGAACGACCGCCGUCGGAACUCACGUCGCUGGCGGCGCUCGAGAAUCAGGUGAAGGGCAUCAAGACGUCUCUGCAGACUCCGGCACUGCCGUUCGGUCCCUUCGGGCUCGGCCUGGCCGCGGGCUUCGGGCGCUUCGAGGACCAGCCGCUGUUCCUGGGCCGCGGCGCGGACACCGGCGGCCAGAGGUCUCCGGGCUUCUCACCGCGGGCGGGCUCGGAGAUGUCGACGGGCGACGAGCGGUCGAGCCCGCCGUCGCCUCCGUCCUCGCCGCCCGUGAACGGCGCCCCGCUGGACCUGACACCUCGGUCGCUGCGCCCGGGGGACCCGUUCCCGGCGGGCCGCCUGUUCGCGGCGGCGCCGCUGGGGGGCCUGCCGUUCCCGGGCGCGGCGCCCGGGCGGCCCAACACCACCUGCCAGAUCUGCUUCAAGACGUUUGCCUGCAACAGUGCUCUCGAGAUCCACUACCGGAGCCACACCAAAGAGCGACCGUUCAAAUGCAGCGUCUGCGAGCGAGGCUUCUCCACCAAGGGGAACCUCAAGCAGCACAUGCUGACGCACAAGAUCCGGGACCUGCCGGCCACGCUGUUCGCGGCCAGCUCGGCCACGGGGGGCCCCAGUCCCCCGGCCCCGAGUCCCGUGAGGCCUCCCAGCCCCGCCGAGCAGCCCCGGCCCGACGAGGCGAGUCGCGGCAAGCGGCCGGGCGCCCCGAGCCCGGCGCUGCGCCGGCCGCCGGGGCUGCCGCGCCACGUGUGCCAGGUGUGCCACAAGCCCUUCUCGAGCUCCAGUUCCCUUCAGAUCCACAUGCGCACUCAUACGGGAGACCGGCCCUUCAAGUGCUCCGUGUGCGGCAGGGCCUUCACAACCAAGGGCAACCUCAAGGUGCACAUGGGCACGCACAUGUGGAACAACGGCAGCUCGCGGCGAGGCCGCCGCAUGUCCAUCGAGCUGCCGGCGCUGCUGGGGCCCCCCAAGUCUGCGCCCCCGGGAAUGCCAGACUUCGGGGCGCCCCCACCGCACGACCUGUUCUACCCGUACCUGGGGCCGGCCUACCUGAAUGGCAUGCUGGGCCCGAAGGCGAACGAGGUCUCGGUCAUCCAGGGCGGCGCCGAGCCCCGGCCCGGUGACGAGGCCGAGCCGCACAACGGCGCCUGGGCCUGGAAGAUGGCCUGCAACCUGUGCGCCAAGAUCUGCGGCUCCUCGCUCGAGCUCGAGGCCCACCUCAAGGCGCACCACCGCAAGGAGCUCGAGCCCCCGGACGGGCUGCAGCCGGCCUGAGCUAGUCCUCGUCUCUUCGCCCCCUAACUUAUUAUCUCAUCCACGGUCAUGUCUUCUGUGAUAGUACGCCUCCCCUGGCUGUCACCUCGCCAACCUCUCACCCUUCCCGCGCGGGUCGAGCACCGGCGGUCCAUGUUCCCCGGUCACCGUCGUCUUCUCACCCCCGUCCCCGGCGAGGCCGCCAAGCGGAGGGCCCGCUCGCACACGCUCGCUCGCUCGACCGCGCUUGGGGCUCCCCGGCGCCGCGGCGGUGCCCCCCUUCCCGGCACGGACAAUCGGCUUUCCGGGCGGUCUGGGCUCCCUUCCGCUUUACGAGGCGCGGCCAUGUCGACGGGGCUCGCGUCGGAGGCCUCCGGUGCAAUCUAUGACGAUAAGACGCUCGCGAGAAAGGCUGUCUGCCAUCGCAAUGUGAAGCAGUGUGAGCCGCUGCCUGGAAUGUACGGGCCCUCUCGAUAUACAUAACUUGUACUGACGUCACAUUGCGUGCUUUUGGCCACCAUGAAAUAGAACGGAAAACUGGUUUUGUAGGAAUUUUGAGUGACAGGUUAAUCUUCCAUAAUG
Molecule: messenger RNA, 3975 nt
Organism: Ixodes scapularis (black-legged tick)
Lineage: Eukaryota; Metazoa; Arthropoda; Arachnida; Ixodida; Ixodidae
Product: sal-like protein 3
Exons: 7
Coding region: 142-3414 (1090 amino acids)
Biological process (GO): regulation of transcription by RNA polymerase II
Cellular component (GO): nucleus
Molecular function (GO): DNA-binding transcription factor activity, RNA polymerase II-specific; RNA polymerase II cis-regulatory region sequence-specific DNA binding
Source: RefSeq, a predicted model, not a curated record